This is a messenger RNA of Medicago truncatula (barrel medic), 658 nucleotides long. RefSeq names its product macrophage migration inhibitory factor homolog. NCBI's taxonomy places the organism in Eukaryota, Viridiplantae, Streptophyta, Magnoliopsida, Fabales, Fabaceae. Bases 129 to 476 code for a protein of 115 amino acids. The record is from RefSeq and is a predicted model, not a curated record. Gene Ontology annotation, molecular function: phenylpyruvate tautomerase activity. The transcript has 3 exons.
AGAAUUUUUAAUUUGAGACAUAGUGUAAGAACUUUUAGUCGAUUCAUUCCUAAUAUAAAAAUAUAGGAGAAUACCAAAAUGAACAAAAAAACCGUGUCAGUGCAAUAGCAACUAGCAAAGGCAACAUAAUGCCUACUUUGAACCUCUUCACCAACGUCCCUGUUGAUCCUGUUAUUGCUUCCAACAUUCUAAGGGAUGCCACCAAAGCGAUUGCAAACAUCAUCGGAAGACCCGAAUCCUAUAUGUGUAUUUUGGUGAAUGGAGGAGUGGCAAUUGCAUUUGGUGGUACUGAAGAGCCAGCUGCCUAUGGAGAAUUGAUAUCAAUUGGGGGCCUUGAUCCAACUGUUAAUGCAAAACUGAGUUCUACUAUUGCACAAAUCAUUCAAACUAACUUACACAUUCAUAGCUCCCGAUUCUACAUCAAAUUUUCUGAUGUUCAGCCCUCAUUUGUUGGGUUCAAUGGCUCAACCUUCUGAUCGGACUUUCUUUCAAUUCAAAGACGUGGACAGUUUCACAAGCAAAAGAUCUAUUCAUGUUUGUGUAUUAAUAUAAAUUUGUAUGUGUAAUAAUUGUUGUGAACGAAUACGGGUGAUAAAAUGUAUCCUUCUAUGUUCCUCAUUUUGAUAUUUUCAAGACUCGUUCAUUUUAUUGUUCUUCA